Molecule: messenger RNA, 1059 nt
Organism: Nymphaea colorata (pocket water lily)
Lineage: Eukaryota; Viridiplantae; Streptophyta; Magnoliopsida; Nymphaeales; Nymphaeaceae
Product: UPF0496 protein 1-like
Exons: 1
Coding region: 1-1059 (352 amino acids)
Source: RefSeq, a predicted model, not a curated record
AUGGGCAAUGACUGGAGCCGGACGGUUCAGAGCGUGAAAGACGAGCAUCACCUGCUGCUGGAUCUCUGCAAAUUGCCCCUGUCCAGCGACUCGGCCGAUCGGACCGUCACCUUUGAAUUUAUCAACCGUGCCAUGUCCCUCGUCACCUCCGUGAACAAGCAGACGAUGAAGCUCCCACGUCGUGUCCCCUGGAGAGACGUCCGAAAAGAUGAAUUGUUCAGUCGCCUUAAGGAGGACUUCCUUGAUCUCAGUUUGGAAGCCGACAGUUUCUUGCGGAACUUGAUCACCAUCAUCAAGGGCCUGAAGGAAGAGCUUAAUCAGCUCUUGAACGCCCUCCUCGACUGGACGCCGUCACGGCGCGGGAAAGGGAUGAUACAGGAGAAACUGAGGCGAUUCCGAUCGGUAAAAAAAUUCAGUGACCAGUUUCUGCAGUCGCUCCAAGGCCUGGUGAAGCAACACCAAGGCAUGGUGGAGAAGAUUAGGCGUCAAGAGGCCUUGCUGGAGAGGAAGAUCAAAACAGUGGCAUGGCUCAAGACUGUCAUCUUCACUAUUUUUGCAAGUUUCUUUGCUGCUGCCGUCAUCUGUUCGAUCGUAGCCGCUGCGAUGCAUGCUGGCCCGUUGUUGGCGAGCUUUGCUGCGGCGGCGACGUCGGUGGCGAGUUGGGGCCCGUUGGUCAAGUGGGUGGAGGAGCUGGGGGGGAAAAGAUUGGAGAAGUUGCACUUGGAGAAGAGCCUCUGUGCCAUGCGGCAGGAUGCGGAGGCCGACAAAGAGCGUGUGCUGCGUGAGUUAGAGCCCAUCUGCUCGUUGGUUAACGAGUUGAGACAGAGGCUGGAAGACGUACGCUCUACCGAGGUGGAGCUCCAAUCGACGAAGGAGAGCCUCCAGGAAGAGUUACUUCUGGUGAUCGGCCGUGUCAAUGAUUCGAUAAAGAAACUUGAGGAGUGCCAGAAAGAAGUCGAACGCAGGAGAGGCAAGUUCUUGAAGCGGAUUGCAGGAGGGAGCGACUGUGGCCAGUGCAGCAAAAAUAAAAGAAGUACCUUGCCUUUCGGGCGAGGGUGA